Molecule: messenger RNA, 3110 nt
Organism: Tribolium madens (black flour beetle)
Lineage: Eukaryota; Metazoa; Arthropoda; Insecta; Coleoptera; Tenebrionidae
Product: GPI inositol-deacylase
Exons: 12
Coding region: 54-2864 (936 amino acids)
Biological process (GO): endoplasmic reticulum to Golgi vesicle-mediated transport; GPI anchor metabolic process
Cellular component (GO): endoplasmic reticulum
Molecular function (GO): phosphatidylinositol deacylase activity
Source: RefSeq, a predicted model, not a curated record
AUUCAAGUACCAACAGUGACCGAAAAAACUCCCUAACCCUAACCUCGAAAGUUAUGUCAUCGAUAAUAAAUGGUUUUAUUGUUUUUUCUUUGACUGCAACAUUACUUUAUUUCAUCGGUUUGUUGGCUUUUAUCAACGAUCAUGAAGAAAAUAAGUGUGACAUGACGUACAUGUUCGAAUACCCCCAAUUCGUGCGAAUAUCGAACAAAAUCGACGAUAAAUACCCGAAAUAUGGACUCUACGCUUACAGUGAAGGUCGACUUACUGAAAAAACCCGAAAUAUGUUUUUCGAUGGCAUCCCUGUAUUAUUUAUACCGGGUAAUGCCGGGUCACACCGUCAAGGACGCUCUCUAGCAUCGGUGGCCCUCCGCAAGGCUUUAAAUUCGCGCACACCGUUUCAUUUUGACUACUUUUUGAUCGAUUUAAAUAAAGAGUUAAGUGGACUAAAUGGGGCACUUCUGGUCGAUCAACUCGAAUAUGUCAACAAUUCGAUCUAUACUGUGCUUAAUUUAUACAAAAAACCGGCGAAAUCAGUGGUCCUAGUUGGCCAUUCUAUGGGUGGUAUAAUUGCCAAACGUUUAGGGGAAAAUUCCGACUUGGUACCAAUCGUACUUGGCUUAGCUGCACCCUAUAGACGGCCUCCCAUGCAAAUGGACUCAUUUUCGUACAACUUUUACAAAAAUAUUGACACUAGAAACAGUUCUACCACUUUUGUAAGCAUCACAGGGGGUUAUAAUGAUUUUCUAGUGCCUUCGUUUCUCACCAAACUUGACGGUAGUAUCAAUGUCGUGAGUACACAAAUCCCACGGUCGUGGCUACCAGCCGACCAUGUUUGCAUCCUUUGGUGCAAACAAUUGAUUUUGGCUAUAAACAGAGCUCUCUUUGAUUCAGUCGAUCCAAAAACAAAACAAAUAUCAAACGAUCAAAAUCUACGUUAUAGGGUUUUUCACCAUCAUUUGAUUCACCAUAGCGGUAUUAAUAUACGACUUUUGGAUAGUUAUAGUCUUAGUCCGAAUAUUAAAAAUCAGGGGGAGUGGAUUGAGCCUUUAGGGCGCCAAUACUCAAUUCAUGUCCCUCGACUGUCAAGCAGCCCCCAUUUCUACAUGGUCAGGCUUUUAAAUCAACCCCAACACCAAAGUCUAACGGUGGUAGCCCUGAAUUUGGAAACGGUAGAUUGGGCUUUCGUGUGUGGGGCCCAUAUACCAAGGGGGAAUUUCCGAGUUUGCGAAGAGUUCACACAUUUGACACAUCUGUCAGAAAUUUCACCAUCAAGCAACUAUAAAAGACGUUCACUCACUGUCAAUAUGCACGAAUUGAUGAAAAACAAUACAGUGUGGACACAUGUCAUCCUACGAGUGUUACCAACCGACGAACAAGUAAUUUUAAACGUCGAUGUUUACAACACUGAUGAGAGAAAAACCCUAGUUCAUUUACCCAAACUGCUGUCAUUUAAACGUCAAAUAAUAAUCGAGGAAACUCAAGACAAAGCAAUCCACUAUGAGUUGGUAGUACCGAAUUUGGAUCAUUUGAUACAGUCGUACCAACUUUACGUCGAACCGAUUCAAUGUGUCAAUCAAUUUAAACACGCCACGGCUAGCUUGAUUGUACCAUGGGAACACCAAAACCAACACAAAUUUUUUAUCGACAGUGAUAAUCGACCAAUGAAUAUUAGAUUGUAUAGUUCAAGGCCACAAUGGGCCGCAAACAAGUCGGCUAUGAUCCAAUUGAGACUUGAUCCGACUUGUCGAUACAAAAUCAGUAUACAACCGUCACUUGUCGGCGUUUUAUCACAGUUGGCACGAUUUUAUUCACCAUUGUUGAUUGUUAAUGUGGCAGCAGUGGUUUUAGUGGCCUUAAAUUCGCAAUUAAAAUCCCUAGAAGAGAAAAAUGACUGUUGUUUAUUAUUUACAGCAAUCAAAGAAGGUGCUAAACCUUAUUAUAUUUUGACAAGUGUCAAAUUAAUUUCACGUUUUUUGAGUACUAAACCGUUUGUCAGUUAUUUGCCGGCGCCUGAUUGGCUGAUAAUGUCAGAGGAGGGGACAGAUUUCUUUCUAUUGCCCCUCCUACUUUAUAUUUGCAGCGUCGGUAUUGUCUGGCUCUUGGGGAUUUUUUUGGCCGUUUCGUUGGUAGUAUGUGAAACGACUGUACAUAAACUCACUCUAAAGUUUUUGGCAAAAACUGUCAGUUUUACUGUCAGUUGGUCCGAUUAUAUAAUGUCAGCAUUACACAAACUGCCUUGCAUUGUUGCCACAUUUCUUAUUUGUCUUUGUAUGACAACAACUGGUAGUCUUGCACUUUGUGUCGGAAUGGUUUUUUAUUUUAUGAGGCUAACACAACUGUCACAAGAUUAUAUUGAGGAAUUAGUGUGGUAUUACGUGAAAAAAAUCGGUAAAAAACUUAAAAAAUCGCAAGAUAACUGUAGUAAUAAUAGUGGUGAAACACCCGGUCACAAUACUAUAUUUUUCCACGCCACUCUAUUCCUAUUGUGGUCCAUACUAACCGCCAUAAAUGUACCAUACGUGCUAACCUGGGCUCACAAUUUCAAGUAUAGCACCGCCCUCAAGCCAGACCCCGCCUUUUAUCCCGGGCUGGUUUUAAGCAUUUGUGCGUUGGCGCUGUGGCAAUUGGACGUGCCGAAAAUUGAAAGGAAAGGUUAUGUCAAGCUAAGCCAAUUGAUUAUAGUUUUGGCCGUCGCUAGCUUGAUUUAUGCACCGAUUUCAAUUUUUAGAUUAAAUUUCACACUGACUAGUGCAAUAGUCUUGGUUACUUUGCAUCAGUUGGUAGCACCGAAUCGGGAAAUACCCGAAGUUAGCCAAACCGAACAACCGAUUUCUUACGAAACGAUCAAAGCGAAACUUGAAUAAUUUAGAUGGUUCUAGUCAUGUGAUCUCUGCUUUUGUUUGUUUAUUUAUUCAAAUUUCCCGCGCCAUGUAGGGGACCAAAGAUGGCGGAAUGGGACUCUACACCAAAAAUCGUGAUUUUCUCGAACAAUUUUAUUAUUUACGUUGUGUUAGACACGAUUUGCUAAUAAAAUGCUGUAUUUUAAGCUUUAAAUGCCACAGUAUUUCAUUGUUUGUCUUUGGACUCAAAUAAAUCAAUUGUAACCUUAA